Scomber scombrus (Atlantic mackerel) is the source of this 2000-nucleotide messenger RNA. RefSeq lists its product as uncharacterized. Gene Ontology annotation, biological process: canonical NF-kappaB signal transduction. Lineage: Eukaryota; Metazoa; Chordata; Actinopteri; Scombriformes; Scombridae. The coding region runs from base 206 to 814 and encodes 202 amino acids. The transcript is spliced from 5 exons. The record is from RefSeq and is a predicted model, not a curated record.
UCACUGCAAACUGAACCAACAUGUAUGUUUGCAUAUCUAUCACUUCACACAGGAUACAUGGACAGACUUGAAGUACAGUCUGGUGAGGAAGCCUGUUUGAGAUGGAGGAGGCUCUGCAGGAGAAGACCUUGAACCCGACUGGUAGGAAAUUAAUUUUCAGAGCAGCAACCAGCUUAUGAGGGCUGCAGGUCAGUGAGCUGGUGAGAUGGAGGAAGCAUACACUGAACUGUACCAGGAGUUUCUUCGCCUGAGGUCGCUUUGCAUGAGACAGGCGGCCAUGUUGCAUCAACUCACAACAGCCCUGCAGAAACAGCAAGGUGCUGCUGUGUCUAAUAGAGAGUUGGAUGAGCUGACGUCCAUCCCUGUCCAGUGCACCCAGGAAAUCCUUCUACACCCUCAUGAAAAACCAGUGACAGCACACAACCCUGCAGCACAAUGUGGCGUUGAUCCACUCUCUAGAAAUGCAGCGAUCUUUUCUGAUCUCCUCGCUGAAGAUAUGUCCAAGCUCUGCAUGAAUGCGACCCAUCAGAGAAAGGACGGUGGGAAAGUUGAGCAAAAACAUUUAUUAACCCUGGAUUCAUCAAAUCCAAGGCAAACAAGGCGACCUGGCGGAAACAGUACUUUGCACCCAGCAAGGGUGCCUGUGACAGUCGGUCUCUCUCUUGUUGGAGCAGAUCAUCACCAAUGUGGUGGGGUGAUGAUGUCAGAUGUGGCGCUGCAGUCUCAUGUGUGUGACUUCUGCCAGGCGGUUUUUCCUGGAGACACGACCACCAGAGGAGAGUUCUUGCGACAUCUCUACACUCAUGUCAGCUAGACUAAACUGAUUCUUCUUUUUCUCCUUACACACAGGUUAAAAUGAUGUGCUGUGAUUCAGUUCAGCGAAUCACUGGAAACAGCACUGAAAUGGACCCUGUUCUUCAUAUGGUCAGCUGUUUGUCGAUGGAUUAACUGUGCAAAUGCUGAUGCUAUGUGACAGUAUUAAGAUAGAGAUUACAGAAAAAAAAAUCUGUAGUGUCAAUUUAUCUAGAUAGUUAUGGUUUUAAAAGUUUAAGUUUUGAGAUAUUUGUCUGUUUUUAUACCCCCAUCUAACAUGAUGGAUGUGAAAAGAAUUUUAUAGCAUGAUCAUAGGAUUGAAAAAUGAUGUCUUAUUGCAGAAACAGCAUCCUGUUACUUUGAAAAAUCAAGUCAAUAUGACCAUAAUCAGGGAAAAUUAUUCCAAAACUAGUAACUACCACUACAUUUUAAUACAUUUGUUUAACCACCAUGUACAAUAAAUCCUUAAAAUACACAGAAAAAAUCUAUAAUACCGUACAAUACUAAUAUAAUGCAGGUGCCUCAUGAAGAAAAAAAAACAUAUUAUCCAUAUAAUCUCUAGUUUCAAUUUGCAAUCACCUCAUAUUCUCUCUCACGUUAUAAUCCAUCCUUCAUCCAAAUGCAUCCUAAUUUUAUGCUCGUCCUCACCAGAUGCUUUCAGCACCAGAAACUUAUUUUUUUCUCCUUUGGUGAAUUUACUGCCUCAAAUAAAAACAUAAGCUUUGCUGUGAGGGCUUAUGUGUAGUUUCAGAACAUCCAGACCCUCAUGCUCAGUGAAAAAAUAAUUGGAAAAAAAGGUCAAUUUGUGAUUAACUUUGUGAUGAGGCAAAUUGGUCAGAUAUUAUACUUUUCAAUCUGAAACUCAAUCAAAAUUUUGCUUCAAAGGGCUUCACAGUCUGUACAAAGCAUAUCGCCUAUAUUGUUAAAACUGGAUCAAUAUUUUUUAGCAUGUUUUUGUUACCUUGUUUUGUUUUCUUAUCUUGUUGUUGCAAUCCUGCCAUAAAAUGGCAGAAAUGGGUUCAGUAGUUACUAACGGUGAAUACUGAACCUUUAUGUAACUGUUUUUAGAUGCAGAUUUCAACAUUUUCAUUGUUAGUCCCUGUGUGUUCUAAGGAACACCAUCAUCAGAGGCAGAAAUAGCUGCAAAAGCAUAAUGUGUUAUAUCUCAAUUAACACACACACACACC